Galleria mellonella (greater wax moth) is the source of this 819-nucleotide messenger RNA. RefSeq lists its product as uncharacterized. Lineage: Eukaryota; Metazoa; Arthropoda; Insecta; Lepidoptera; Pyralidae. The coding region runs from base 1 to 819 and encodes 272 amino acids. The transcript has a single exon. The record is from RefSeq and is a predicted model, not a curated record.
AUGAGCGUGGAGCCAGGCGCACAGAACAUGGAAUCCUGCCGUGUGGGAGUCAGGGUACCUCCAUUCUACCCUGAAAAACCUGCUUUGUGGUUCGCACAAUUAGAGGGGCAAUUUCAACUAGCCACCAUUACUGCAGACUCCACGAAGUUUUACUACGCUAUAAGCCAAUUGGAACCACAAUAUGCAGCGGAAGUAGAAGAUGUCAUCACAAACCCACCGAUGGCUAACAAAUACGACAGACUUAAAACUGAACUUAUUAAACGAUUGUCAGCAUCGAGAGAGAAGAAGGUUAAACAACUCCUCAUUCAUGAAGAGCUUGGUGAUCGCAAACCUUCUCAGUUCGUCAGACAUCUCCAGAAUCUUGCUGGACCUGGGGUGCCGGAAGAGUUUUUACGUACUAUAUGGACCAGUCGUCUACCAGCAAGUACGCAGUCAAUUAUUGCAUCACAACCAAAAGCCUCACUAGAAGAACUAGCCGAGUUGGCAGACAGAAUACAUGACGUUGUACCUCCAAUUCUGCAAGUAGCAUCCACAUCGGCAUCAACAUCUUCUGGUAUGUCUAUUAAUUACUUAAACCAGCAAAUAGAAGAGCUCACAAAACAAGUCUCCGCUCUCACUACAAGGUUGGACAGAAUAUCUCGUAAUAGCGAACGUCAACCAUUUAACCGAUUGCGAAAAAGAUCACAAUCUCGAUCAAGAUCAGCUUCAAACCAUAAGAAGUACCCCAAUUGCUGGUAUCAUGCUAAAUUCGGUGAUCAAGCUAGAAAAUGCAUUCAACCCUGCGAUUUUUUGGCGGGAAACGCAACGGGCAAUCGGUAA